Molecule: messenger RNA, 926 nt
Organism: Megachile rotundata (alfalfa leafcutting bee)
Lineage: Eukaryota; Metazoa; Arthropoda; Insecta; Hymenoptera; Megachilidae
Gene: TfIIFbeta
Product: transcription factor TFIIFbeta
Biological process (GO): transcription by RNA polymerase II; transcription initiation at RNA polymerase II promoter
Cellular component (GO): transcription factor TFIIF complex
Source: RefSeq, a predicted model, not a curated record
AUCAUUGUUGUAUGCCCUUUACAACAAAACAAAACGUUAUUUUUUUACGGAAUGGUAGAUAUAAUUUCUAUAUAACGUAAGAUUCUUAUUAAAAAGAAAUCAUGUCAGGAAGUACUCCACACACGGAGAAAGAAUUAGAUUUAAGUAAUGCUGGUAGAGGUGUGUGGCUCGUCAAAGUACCUAAAUACAUAGCGAAUAAAUGGGAAAAAGCACCUGGUAAUAUAGAAGUUGGAAAAUUGAAAAUAACAAAGAAUCCUGGACAAAAGGCAGAAGUAUCUCUGAAAUUGUCUGAAGCUGUGUUAGCAUUAAAAGAACCGGGAGAGGAAGAGAUCCCAAAACAACAUAGGUUAGAUGUUACAACAGUAACAAAACAAAUGUUAGGUGUAUUUUCUCAUGUUACCCCAUCUACUAGUUCAGAUUCUAUUGUUCCUGAAACCGAGAAACUUUAUAUGGAAGGAAGAAUUGUACAAAAAUUGGAAUGUCGACCAUAUGCUGAUAACUGUUAUAUGAAGUUGAAACUACAAAGUAUUAAGAGAGCUUCUGUGCCACAAAGACAAGUUCAGCAAUUAGAUAGGGUAGUGCAAAAUUAUAAGCCUGUUUCUGAUCACAAACAUAAUAUUGAAUAUGCAGAGAAGAAGAAGGCUGAGGGUAAAAAGAUGAGAGAUGACAAGGACACAGUAUUAGAUAUGUUGUUUGCUGCCUUCGAGAAACAUCAGUAUUAUAAUAUAAGAGAUCUUGUGAAAAUUACCAGACAACCAAUUGUGUACUUGAAAGAAAUACUGAAUGAAGUUUGUAAUUAUAAUCUGAAGAACCCUCAUAGAAAUAUGUGGGAAUUGAAGCCAGAGUACAGACAUUAUAAAGAAGAAGAAAAAUCCUCUGAAAAUGCUCAGAAAAAGGAUGAUGAAUCAGACGACGAUUAAUUUAUG